GGUACCAUGUGAAUACAAAAACCAAAAUCUAGCCUUGCGUGUGGAAGAAUCGAGCCAAAAGCCACAUUACUUAGCAAUCAAAAUUCUGUAUCAAGGUGGUCAGACAGAAAUAGUAGCCAUUGAUGUUGCUCAGGUCGGUUCUUCAAAUUGGAGUUUCCUGACUCGAAACAAUGGGGCAAUCUGGGACACGAGUAGGGUUCCGGCAGGGGACCUACAGUUCCGGUUCUUGGUGACGGCCGGGUACGAUGGGAAGACGGUUUGGGCAAAGAAUGUGCUCCCUGCUAACUGGAAACCUGGGGUGAUAUAUGACACAAAAGUUCAAAUCAGUGACAUUGCAAAAGAUGGUUGCUCUCCUUGUGAUGAUGGGAACUGGAAAUGA
Messenger RNA from Prunus avium (sweet cherry), 379 nucleotides. The record is from RefSeq and is a predicted model, not a curated record. Lineage: Eukaryota; Viridiplantae; Streptophyta; Magnoliopsida; Rosales; Rosaceae.